Messenger RNA from Stylonychia lemnae, 1131 nucleotides. The record is from the annotation of a GenBank genome assembly. Lineage: Eukaryota; Ciliophora; Spirotrichea; Sporadotrichida; Oxytrichidae.
AUGACUGAGGCACUCUAAAAGAAAAACUCUACUCAAGAUCUACUUGAUAUGAUAAGAUUCAAAUCUAAUGAAAUCAGUCUCAAGAAACAGCUAAGGAUAAAGAAGAAAAUGAUGGGAGAGGAUUAAGAACAUUCAGAUUUUUAUAAGGAGAGAGAUCCCUUAAGGUUCCCAAGUAUUCUUAAUGAGAAGAGGCGUUAUGAUAGAGACAUUUUUGUAGAAGAGCCAAAGUUCAAUUCAAUUAUGAGUAGAAAUUUCAAAUACUUAAAUAACGAUUCCACCCUUGGAACUGUCCAUAAUCUUGAUUUGACUACAGAUGAGUUUCAAUUUAAGAUCCCUAGGUAUCGAAGUAUUAAUUUUAACAAAGGGGAUUUAGCUAAAAAGAAUAAAAUUGGUAAUAUAUCUGCUAUUCUGCAAGAAAUUAAAGAUAAAUCCCCUAAUGGUGGCAGAAAUAUUUACAAUAAUGAAUAUCAAUCCUCUUAAGUUCUUAAAUAGCAAAGAUAAAACUAGUCAUUCUUAGACUAACUCAAAGAUAGCAGGAAGUAGAAGUUUAAUGAAAUGAUGGAUACAAUGAGAUCCUAAACUUAACUUUUAUAAAAUGCUACAUUGUCUAACUCAACUAUAAAUAUUAAUGAGGAGAAAAAAGCGAAUUAUUACACAUAAAAUCUAAAGGAGGAAGAACAGACAAGCAAAUAAUAGAAUGAUUAAUCGAAUAGCUUAUGCACUCCUGCAUUGAUAGAUUUAUACAAAAGAGAUUCUACUACAAAAAGUUAAUAUCUCGUAACAAAAAAUAAAUAAGUUUUGAUUAAUGGAAAUUUGAGCAGACAGAAAAAUACUUUUAAUUCAAUAUUCCCGUCAACUUUAAUAUUUAAAACUCGAGAAUCCCCAAGGCCUGAAAAGCACUUUAUUACUUCUAAUGAAGAGAAAACUUAAAAGACUUUAGAAAUAAUGAAAUCUAAUCCUGAUUGCGGACCAAGAAGCACAGAUAUAGAAAAUGGCAUGUACUUUAAGAGAAAUGAUGACAUUGUCAAGUAAAAGAAUAUUACCAUAAAGAUGCACAAAGCAAUCAUCAGAUCACCUACUCCUAAAACUAUUAAUAAAUCAGUUGCAUCUAAGGCUUUACUUAAAAAAUGA